Molecule: messenger RNA, 1994 nt
Organism: Chaetomium fimeti
Lineage: Eukaryota; Fungi; Ascomycota; Sordariomycetes; Sordariales; Chaetomiaceae
Exons: 3
Coding region: 493-1854 (453 amino acids)
Cellular component (GO): cytoplasm
Source: RefSeq, a predicted model, not a curated record
UUAUCCUUUCAGAGCAGCGGAUAAGCCUCUUACCUAGUCGAUAAGAACUGGUGCCAACAUCGGAAUCGAUCCUGCGCAUUCAUCGCAUUGCAUCAUCGAGCGGGAAUGUGCGUUGGACCCCUGUUUCAUGUCUUGUGCCGCAGAGCUCUCUCCUCGGUUUCUAAAACAUGGUGCCAGACAGUUGGGUUCACUGCAAGUUUAACACUCGGUUCUUUGCUCUUAGCCCCUCACUUCUUUUUCCUUCCUCCCAAAAUAAACCAUCAAGCGUCCAUCCCGUGUCUCCCCAACGCCCUUGCCUUUCUUGGUGAACGCGUUGAGUGCCCCUCCUCAAGCAGCUACCCCGCAAAAGUGGUCGACCGCGCCCCUCCUUCAGCGACCAGAGCAGCCAAGGAACGUGCCCGAGCUGCCCCCCCCAAACCCAACCUUAAGAGUUGGAACACGGACAAAGAGUUUCAGGUUUCGGCUUCUUUUUAAAGACCAACUACCACCACCAUGGCGUCCGAGGGUAGCGAGGCCAAGUCGUACUCGACCGACCCCGCACUGUACAUCUACACCUCGUUGACGGCGGGUUCCUCCCACAUCGUCACCGCGACCUCGCGUCUCGAGACCAUCUUGCGCGCCAACCGCGUGCCGUUCAAGGCCCUCGAUAUUGCCACCGAUGACAAGGCCCGCAUGCUAUGGGGUCGCCGCGCCGGGAAGGAUGAGAGCGGCCGCCAGCGCAAGCUCCCGGGACUUGUACAGAUGGGCGUGAUUUUGGGAGACCUCGUCGAGAUCGAAGAAUGGAACGAGUACGGCGAGCUCAAGCAGCACGUGACCAUGUACUACGACGAGUUCACCCAGCCCUCCGUCAGCCAGAAGCCCAAGCAGCCCGCCCCCGCAGCACCCAAAGCACCACCCGCCCCGGCACCCAAGACCACCGUCGAGCGGGUCGCCGCCGUCUCGGAAGCCGCCGCCAAGGCCACCCUCCCCGUGCGCACCAUCGCCGAGGAGGUGGCCGCCAAGGCCACCCUCCCCGUGCGCACCAUCGCCGAGGAGGUGGCCGCCAAGGCCAAGCAAGUGCACCUGCAGUCGCUCCGCGACAAGGUCCACGGCAAGGGCAGCGGCAGCAGCAACCCCUCCUCCCCGACCAGCCCCACGACAACGACAGCCAAAGCCUCCUCCCCCACCUCUCCCGCGACAGCACCAGCAGCAGCAGGCCUGCAGUCGCCGACCUCGUCCGGGUGGAAGGCGCCGAGCGGGACCGCCUCGAUCCAGUCGCCUACCACGACGGGCUGGAAGCCGCAGGACGUGGACCCGCCCGUGCGGGAGAUACGCGGGGCAGCGGUGGCGCCGGCUAGUGCGGCGGAGAUUGCGGCUGUGGAGCGCGCGGAGACGAUCCGUGAGGUGCCUGGGCGGGAGGGGGCUGAGGAGGAGGAGGAGGAUAGUGAUGAGGAUGAGGAUGAUGAGGAGGAUGAUGAUGAGGAGGAUGACGAUGACGACGAGGAUGACGAUGAGGAGGAGGAGGAGGAGAGCGAGGAAGAUAGUGAUGAAGAGGAGGAGGAGGAGCCGGUGGCGAAGGCUGCGGGCAAGGUUGUGGAGGCUAAGAAGGCUGAGGAGGUUAAGAAGCCUGGGGUGGCCAAGAAGCCUGUGGAGGUUAAGAAGACCGAGGAAGCCAAGAAGGCCAGGGAAGCCAAGAAGGCCAAGGAGGUGAAGAAAGCCAAGGAGGUCAAGAAAUCCGGGGAUGUCAAGAAGACUAAGGAGGUCAAGAAGGCAGGGGAUGUGAAGAAGACGAGGGAGGUGAAGAAGACCGAGGAUGCUAAGAAGGCUACCGAGGCCAAGAAAACUUCGGCCGUGAAGAAGGGGACGGGGAAAUAGGGAAGAGGUUUGUAGCAUAUGGUCUGGGUAGGGUUGCGUUGUGUUGAUAGCGUUUAUGCCGGCGGGUUUGGGGCGGCGGUAUCGUAGAUUCUACUGAUCGAAUGCGAAGUUGAUUGUCAACAAACAUGGCACCGUUUCGA